AUGUUCUUCUACGUCGACAAUACCGGCCGUAGACCUCGACUGACCUACGGCGCAUUGGCAAUGGGAGCUUGUUAUUUCGUGGUUGGUGGCCUACUCUCUGCUGGCAAAAUUGUCCCAGAUGGCGUCGACGGCAACCCCAACAUCCCGAUCCUACUCACUGGCGCCAAAGCAAACACUGUCAUUGCCUUCUGUUACCUCCUGAUCAUCGUCUACGCACUCACUCUCGCACCCGUUUGCUGGAUCUAA
Lithohypha guttulata is the source of this 246-nucleotide messenger RNA. RefSeq lists its product as uncharacterized. Gene Ontology annotation, cellular component: membrane. The transcript has a single exon. NCBI's taxonomy places the organism in Eukaryota, Fungi, Ascomycota, Eurotiomycetes, Chaetothyriales, Trichomeriaceae. The record is from RefSeq and is a predicted model, not a curated record. The coding region runs from base 1 to 246 and encodes 81 amino acids. Gene Ontology annotation, biological process: transmembrane transport. Gene Ontology annotation, molecular function: transmembrane transporter activity.